Messenger RNA from Haplochromis burtoni (Burton's mouthbrooder), 1397 nucleotides. RefSeq names its product flocculation protein FLO11-like. Lineage: Eukaryota; Metazoa; Chordata; Actinopteri; Cichliformes; Cichlidae. The record is from RefSeq and is a predicted model, not a curated record. The transcript has 2 exons. Bases 73 to 1047 code for a protein of 324 amino acids.
CAAUAUGUCCAGAACCUGAAGUCAAAUCUAGAAAAGAGCUACAAAAUUGCCAUUGGCAAUGCGGAGAAGCUCAUGGAAAGAAACAAGAGCCGUUUCGACCAACAUAUCACCCCCUCUGAACUGGACGUUGGUGACAGGGUGCUGGUACGUAAUGUGAAACUCCGAGGCAAACACAAAAUUGCAGACAAAUGGGAACCAGACAUCUAUGUGGUGGUAAAAAGAGCAGAAAAUCUUCCAGUGUACACUGUCCGACCAGAGAACAAAUCCAAACCGAUUCGUACUCUACACAGAGAUCUCCUAUUACCAUGUGGAUUUUUGCCGCAUUCCACUAGAACCAACCGAACAACUGUAAAACCAACCGGGAAGCAGUCAUUCAACCUUUCUGAUGAGGACUGUGCACAACCUCAGUCAGACGAUGAGGAUGAAAUGAUACCGCAUCAAUGGUAUGAUCCUGUCUCAGAGCCUCUGCGAUUCACCACUGUCCAUAAUCUGCCAGAACCGUCAUCCGCCGUUCCAGCCACUGAACCUUUACCAUCUGAUACACCAGUCUGUGAACCUGCUACGCUCCCUUUGCCUUCUCUUGAGCCAGCAGAGAGCGACACCCCUGACUCAGAAACCCCUGUCAAGGAGGAAGCUCCUGAUACUGUGGAAUCAGAGGACAGUCUGUCCUCUGCUGAACCUACCAAUGUUGAAUCGCCGACUGAGUCCAGUAUGUCCUCUGCUGCUGAUCUACCAUCUAACUCUGACACCUCCAGCUCUGAACUAGAACCUCUGAGAACAUCAACUCGGACCAGGAAACCUCCAGACCGGUUACAAUACUCUACGCUUGGUCAGCCCAUCUUGAAGAGUAUUCAGGCACUAGUCCAUGGCUUAACCACUGCCUUUACUCAUGCACUGGAGGAUGAAGAGGACCAUCUGCUUACUGCCACUGAACAACCUGUCAUCCGGACCCAACCACCAUGUACAGGGACGUACAUGAGAUCGAGGGGGGAACCUGUAACCCAUAUCAACUACUCCCUGUCACAUGACCCACGUCAGCUGAUUUGAGGUCCCUCUUCUGAUUGGCUCCUUUCACGUCGCGGCAACUCUGAAAACCGGCUGUGGAGGGAUACUUCCGGGUUCGACUCCUGCUGUGGCUGUGAGCUUAUGGCAUUUAGAGCGGUAUUGGAAAACAAAGCGUUUUCUCUCCUCAAUUCAUCUUUAAACUUUAAACUCAGCGGUCAGGUUUUUUUUCCCCUUUGAAUUGAUCUUCUUCAUAUUGAAGUGGCGAGCCGGUAGGACCAUUCUUUGUUUUCCCCUCUUUUCCCCCACUUAGCCGUCUUUGGAUUACGGACAUAUUUCCCCCUUGUAUGAAGCUGGACCCUAAGGAGGAAUACCUUAAAAGUGAACUUUAAAAA